Drosophila albomicans is the source of this 1499-nucleotide messenger RNA. RefSeq lists its product as uncharacterized. The record is from RefSeq and is a predicted model, not a curated record. NCBI's taxonomy places the organism in Eukaryota, Metazoa, Arthropoda, Insecta, Diptera, Drosophilidae. Bases 35 to 1444 code for a protein of 469 amino acids. The transcript is spliced from 2 exons.
GUUAUCGAGAGAGCACACAGAACACACAAACAGAAUGCAGCUAAGGCGGCAAGAAGCUGCAGCUGGAACAACGCUGACAACGCUCAACGAUGAUUGCCUGCUGUUGAUCUGUGGCCAAAUCCCAAUUAGAGACCAAUUCAUGCUCAUGCAGUUGGGUGGACGAUUCGAGCAGCUGGUGCUGCAUAUUUGGCAACGCAAAUACGCCGAUGAGUUCGAUUGGCAACUGGAGCCGCAAUUAAAGUUGCUAAGCGCCAGCGAGCAGAGUCAACUGCUGACACACAUGGCCGGCAUGACACGAGCACUGCUUAAUCUCGACGCCAGCACCGAGGGACUACAGCACUGGCUGACGAUCCGAGGUGGAGAAGCAGCAGGUAAACAACAACAGCAAUUGAGCGACAUACAGCGGAUAAGCUUUGCGCAAUGUAACGCGAUGCUGUUGCAACAAUUGCCGCGUGUUGUUGCAGCACCGAACAUUGUCCAGUUGCAACUUGGCGCCUGUUUGGGUGUAACGCCCGCGGAUCUGGUCACACUCUUUGCCCAGCUGAGGCAACUAACGGUGUUCGAGCUGUUGCCAGGCGGCCGAAACAGUGGCUGCUUGUGCAGCACAACUCCAGUUUCAAUUGCUGAGUUGGCCAACGUGGCAUAUUGUCAAACAUUGCAGUGCCUGAAAUUGCCAUCGUGCGCGGUGCGUGCAACUGCCACGGAAAUUGCACGGCUGCCACAGCUGCGGCAAUUGACAGGCUUCCUUUGCUGCAGUCGCGACAUCGUCGCCGACGCUGACAAAGGCAAGGCAAAUGCUGUCGGUGCUGUUGUUGGCGCUGCUGUGGCCACAGCUACCAUAUCCGCCUGCCUCGCGGCGUUGCAAGUUGAUAGGGAUGCGGAUGAGAAUGAGGAUGAGGAGAGUGAAGCAACAGCGGAUGACGAUGACGAUGACGAUGCCGUUGUCGCCUGUCAAAUUGUGGCAUUGAAUUUGCAAUGUCAACUGGAUGGCAGCUUGCUGCGAGUGCUGCAAGGCCACUUGAGAGUGCUGCGACUGCAUCGAUUCGCAUGGCACUCACAGUUGAUGGUGCACUAUGAUGCGACCGAUGGCAGCAUCAAGUGGCUGCCACAGCAGCCGCAAGUGGCGCGUGCGUUGCUCCACUUCAUUGUCAGUCAGGCGGCGAGUUUGCAUGAAUUGGAUUUCACGCGUAAUGUGCAUGCCACGCCCACAUUUCUAGCACAGCUCGAUGAGCAUUUCUUGCACCAUUCACCCAACGCUCGCAAGGUGGCGCAUCAGUUGGCCGUGUGGCACGAUGGCUGCCCCAGGCUGCAGAUGUCAAACGAGCAGCACGAUACAAUUGCCAAUUGCAUUGCCAAUCGAGAGUGCAACAACAAUAACGAUUUGGCCUUUGUGCACUUUGAGCUGCAGCAUUUGGCUAAUGAAAAGACGAUCUGCUGCUGUUGAUGCCAACAUGAUUGAGCGAGGGGCGAGAAUAGAGAGUAUUAAAGUUACCAAAGAC